Molecule: messenger RNA, 4201 nt
Organism: Manis pentadactyla (Chinese pangolin)
Lineage: Eukaryota; Metazoa; Chordata; Mammalia; Pholidota; Manidae
Gene: ZBTB2
Product: zinc finger and BTB domain containing 2
Exons: 3
Coding region: 1232-2824 (530 amino acids)
Biological process (GO): regulation of transcription by RNA polymerase II
Cellular component (GO): nucleus
Molecular function (GO): RNA polymerase II cis-regulatory region sequence-specific DNA binding; protein binding; DNA-binding transcription factor activity, RNA polymerase II-specific
Source: RefSeq, a predicted model, not a curated record
UUGUUGUAUCAACCUGAAUAUCAAUUUGGAAAAAAAUUAGUAUUUUUACUAUGGUGAGUUUUCCUAACCAUAAAUUUUAUGGUGUGUUUCUCCAUUUAUUUAGAUCUUCAUUAAUUUCUUUGGUCAGCCUUUUAUAGUUUUCAAGAUACAAGUCCUAUACAUGUUUUGUGAGAUUUCCAUUGGUAUAUUUCAGUUGAGCGACUAAAUGGUAUAUUUCUGAUUUCAUUGUCCACAAGUUCAAAGUUAGUAUAUAGAAUCGUGGUUGGAUUUUGUGUUUAUCUUGUAUCCUGUGGUGUUGCCAAACUAAUUUAUCAAUUCUAAGAGCUUUUAUAGACUCCUUGGGACUUUUUGUGUAACAAUCAUGUCAUUUGCAAAUAAGGACCAUUUUAUUUUUUCCUUUCCUGUCUGUAUGCCUUUCACUUCCUUUCUUGCUUUAUUGAACUAGCUAGAACUUCCAGUACUAUGAACAGUGAGGAUGGGCAUCUUUGCCUUGUUUCCAGCCUUUGGGAGAAGGCAUCCACUCUUUAUAACAUUAAAUGUACUGUUAAGUACAAUGUUGAUGUAUGUGUAGUGGGCUUUUAUAAGUGCUCCCUGGCUGUGGGAAAGGAGCAGUCUACAGAUUUGAUGAACUAGCUCUUUUAGAGGUAGUCUCCCCCUACUUUAGAUAGAUUCAGGUGGAGUGGUUUACUAGAGUGAAGUGUAAAGAAUGAAGAUCUUAGAAUUUGGAGUCAGAACAGGCAGAUUUAAAUUUUGACUCUUCUACCUUCUAAAUGCUAGGUGGUCCAGACGCAUUAUUUAUAAACCUCUCAGAGCCCAUUUCUUCCUCCACAAAAAAGGGAGAAAUGCACCAUCCUGCCUUCUUGCUCCAUGAGUUUAAGCAUCCAAGGGAAUAAUAAUAAAGAGUAUGUCAGUUAUUAUAUCACUGCCAAGGGCAGCCCCGUCCCCACAGUAGGAGGUGGAAAAUUGCCCCAAACUUAGUGACAGCUUCACCAUGCCCUUCUGUAGCCCCACCCAGCACCUUAAUUUAUUUAUCUCUACUUUAGAUUCAACAACUUAUAAUGGAUCAUUAGAAUUUGCAUUUGGAAUCUUAAAUCAAAAGGCUAAAUGAUCCAGUAAUUUUUGCUGUCUCAAGGGCAGAUAACCAGAGUUCAUUUCCUGGCUCCUCCGCUCACUGUGUGAACUUCGACAAAUGUAAUCUCCAAAUUCACCUUUAAGUGCCAACACUUGUAAAAUGGGAGUAAUGACAGAACUACCUCAGAGGACUGUGAUUAAAAAAAAAAUGGAUUUGGCCAACCACGGACUUAUUCUCCUGCAACAGUUAAACGCUCAGCGAGAGUUUGGUUUCCUGUGUGACUGCACGGUUGCCAUCGGCGAUGUGUACUUCAAAGCACACAAAUCAGUUCUUGCUUCAUUCUCCAAUUACUUUAAGAUGUUGUUUGUCCAUCAGACCAGUGACUGUGUCCGUUUGAAAUCAACUGACAUACAGCCUGAUAUUUUCAGCUAUCUCUUACAUUUGAUGUACACUGGAAAAAUGGCGCCUCAGCUGAUUGACCCUGUUCAACUGGAACAGGGGAUCAAGUUUCUACACGCUUACCCACUGAUCCAGGAGGCUAGCCUGGCCAGCCAGGGAGCCUUUUCUCAUCCUGACCAACUUUUCCCACUGGCUUCUUCCUUGUAUGGCAUUCAGAUUGCAGAUCACCCCCUGAGACAAGCCACCAAGAUUGCUCCGGCACCUGAAAAGCUUGGGCGAGACGCACGGCCACAGACCUCCAGGAUGAGCCAGGAGCAGGUGCCUGAAGCCUCACAGCUUUCUCAGCUGACUUCCAAUCUGACCCAGGUGAAUCGGACACACAUGACUCCCUCAGACCCACUGCAGACUCCGCUGUCGCCAGAACUGGUUUCCACUCCUGUGCCUCCCCCUCCUCCUGGGGACGAGACCAAUCUGGAAGCCUCUUCCUCUGAUGAACAGCCUGCAUCCCUCACCAUAGCCCACGUCAAGCCGAGCAUCAUGAAGAGGAAUGGAAGCUUCCCAAAGUACUACGCUUGCCACUUGUGUGGCCGGCGCUUUACCCUCCGGAGCAGUUUGCGGGAGCACCUCCAGAUUCACACGGGAGUACCGUUCACGUCAAGCCAACCAGGAGAGAGCCGAGUUCCCCUGUCUCUUUGUAGCAAUGCAGCUGACCUAGGAAAAGAUGCCAUGGAGGUGCCUGAAACUGGGAUGAUAAGUGACAGUGAGCUGCAGCACAUUUCAGACUCCCCGAUCAUAGACGGGCAGCAGCACUCGGAGACACCGCCGCCCUCAGACAUUGCGGACAUUGACAACCUGGAGCAGGUGGACCAAGAGAGGGAGGUAAAGAGACGGAAGUAUGAGUGCACAAUAUGUGGACGCAAAUUCAUCCAGAAAAGCCACUGGCGGGAGCACAUGUACAUACACACGGGGAAGCCUUUCAAAUGCAGCACUUGUGACAAGAGUUUUUGCAGGGCCAACCAGGCUGCCCGGCACGUGUGCCUCAACCAGAGCAUCGACACGUACACCAUGGUGGACAAACAGACGCUGGAGCUCUGCACGUUUGAGGAAGGCAGUCAGAUGGACAACAUGUUGGUACAAACCAACAAACCCUACAAAUGCAACUUGUGUGACAAAACGUUCUCGACUCCCAAUGAGGUGGUUAAACAUUCAUGCCGAAACCAGAACUCAGACGUCUUUUCCCUUGACGAAGGGCGGUCCAUCCUCCUGGGCAGUGGGAACUCUGAAGUCACAGAACCUGACCACCCAGUGUUAGCUUCCAUCAAAAAGGAACAGGAAACAGUGUUGUUAGACUGAUGUUACCUAUCUUUUUUAAAACUGUCAUUUUUACAAAGACUACCUUCCCUAACCCCAAUUCAGAACUAUAGUUCUCCAUGGCAUGAUACAAGCAGGUCGCUGUUCCUUUCCCCUGGCCCCCAUCUCCCCAUUCCCAGCGCCGCCUCUAUAAAGGUUUUGUGCAUUAUAAACCUGGAACAUACCUAACUUUAAUUCAGGGGAUAUUGGAAAGAUAAUCAUCAAUAGUACUUAUAAACUUGAAUAGAUUUUUGAGAAGUUUUAGAUUAUUUAAAAGCAUACUUGGAAAUAAUGAAGGGUAUAUAACAAAACAAAACAACUAGAAUGCAAUUUGGUAAGCUAAAAUUAUGACUUCCCCUGGGUAAUAAGUCUUCUCAGAAAAUGUCAAAAACUAUAGCAAUCUUCUUAGAGAUACAGCUGAGCACUGUACUAUGCACAAUGUAGAAAGUGUGGGAGAACUUUAAAUCCAAGAAAACAUUCUUACAAUUUAUCCUCUGGGUGUCUUAUUUCAGAAUGCAUCCUUUGAGAUUAUGUCCAGUCAAGAAAAAUCAUUAGUUAGGAAUCUGAACAAAACACAGAGGAGAAAAAGUAAUAAUGUGAUGGCAAUCUUAAUUUUUGGAUAAAACAUGACAAGUUGUGAGUUUGUGCGUUUAUAAGAGAAAAUAUAUGGAUACUUGCUAUGAACAGGUGAAUUAAUGCACAUGCCUUAUCUCAUUGCUGGCUUCUUUCAAAGUUGAACAAUAACAAAAUACUGUGUUUUACUUUGUAACAAAUUUGUUGGUUGUUUUAAAAAUCAGAUUUGAAAGUACUAUUCCAUAGAUUGUCUGAAUAUAAAAUGAGAUGCCAUUCUAGCAGUUGCCAGUGGUAAAUUUAUUUUAGCACCAACCAGCUGCUUUUAAGUCAGUGUGAAUACUGCAGGAAAAAGGAUAUGGGAAUGUAAUCUUACAGGGAAGUUGAGCAUAGCGUGUAGGAACUUCAGUGACUCCGAAAGUUAAUGCUAACAUAAUGGCAACAUUCACUGAAGCAUCAAAAAUGGCAGAGAAAUCAAGACAAAAAAAUGCUGAUUGCUUUUUUUGGAAAAACCUAAUUUUUAUGUUUAGUCUCCAGUAUUUUCUUUUUUAACAUCUGAGAUUUCCUCCAUUGGCCUGAAAGCAGUAAAAUUUGUCCAUUAAUCUUCCCUUAGGCCAAUAACAGAAUGGUCUCACAGGGCAAAACAGGAGCCAGAAGUAAGGACCGAAGGGGAAAGGGAAGAACAUUAAUAGCUGAGCUGUACGUGUGUUAAAAACUGAAUAUCCCGUCUCCUAUUUCAUGUAUAGUUGAGUUCUCACAUUUGUAAGUUUUUAUACAUACCUUCAUUGAAUAAACAUUUAAUUAAAUGUU